This is a messenger RNA of Fonsecaea nubica, 2010 nucleotides long. RefSeq lists its product as hypothetical. Lineage: Eukaryota; Fungi; Ascomycota; Eurotiomycetes; Chaetothyriales; Herpotrichiellaceae. Gene Ontology annotation, molecular function: protein kinase activity; ATP binding. The record is from RefSeq and is a predicted model, not a curated record. Bases 1 to 2010 code for a protein of 669 amino acids. Gene Ontology annotation, biological process: protein phosphorylation. The transcript has a single exon.
AUGGACCCGGAGGAACUCUAUACCAAGCAAAGCUGUAUUGGAGGGGGCAGUUUCGGAAAAGUGUACAAGGGAGUGGACAAGCGCACAGGUCAAGCGGUGGCCAUCAAGGUCAUAGAUGUGGAAAAUGCGGAAGACGAAGUCGAAGACAUCAUACAAGAGAUUUCGAUCCUCUCGGAAUUGCAGUCGCCAUACGUGACAAAAUACCACGGCUCAUACCUGAAAGGUUCGGACCUCUGGAUUAUAAUGGAGUUCUGCUCGGGCGGCAGUUGCUCAGACCUGAUGAGACCAGGCCUGAUCCAUGAAGAUUACAUCUGCAUCAUCAUUCGAGAACUACUCAUGGGAUUGGACUACUUGCAUUCCGACAAGAAGCUGCACCGCGAUAUCAAGGCUGCCAACGUGCUUCUCGGCCAAAACGGACAGGUCAAGCUUGCGGAUUUUGGUGUGUCAGGACAACUCUCAGCGACCAUGACCAAGAAGAAUACCUUCGUGGGCACUCCAUUCUGGAUGGCACCUGAGGUCAUCAAGCAAUCAGGCUAUGAUCAUAAAGCGGAUAUCUGGUCCCUUGGUAUUACAGCAAUCGAAUUGGCACAAGGAGAACCACCCUACGCCGACAUCCACCCCAUGAAGGUUCUUUUCCUCAUUCCAAAGAAUCCCCCGCCAACUUUACAGGGCAAUUUCUCUCGCACAUUCAAGGACUUUGUCGAGCUCUGUCUCCGCCGAGACCCUAGGGAACGACCCUCUGCCAAAGAGCUGUUGAAGCAUCCAUUUGUCAAGAAAGCCAAGAAGACCACUUACCUGACCGAGCUCAUUGAGAGGAAUGAGAGAUACAUGGCAACUCGCGGCAACCGUGUCUCCGAUGAUGAAGAAGACGAAGAACCCAUAAGAGCCGCGGUUCAUCGACCAGAGGAUGAAGACCUCUGGGAUUUCGGUACCGUUCGACCCGUGGGAGGUCGUGGGCCGGGACUUCGACCGAUGAAUGACUCUGCCACAAACGCAAGAGCCUCUGCAGAUCCAGCAACCUCUGCACAGAGCAUGUCAGACUGGGAUGAAACGGUAAAGGUUCCCUCAUCGCCUCAGAAGUCGCCCGUCAAAGGCGCAUUCCCGACCCCUGCAAAAGUACCACUACCCCCAUCUCCCGUGAGAACAACAAUCUCUGCUCCCGACGAAAAUAAGGCCCCGUCCGCGGUGUCCGUACCUUCCACCGCCCCGAAGACGCCAGCUGCUCGUGUAGCGACGCAAAAUCCACCUUUGCCACCGCACAAAGACAGUCCUGGGUCGAACGAAUACAACAAAGCAUUCCAGGCUCAGCUGGCCAAAGAGAUGGGAUUCUUGAAGCUCGAUGCCGAGGACGGCCCAGGAUCGUCGCCAUCUCAAGGGCAGACUCCUCCAGGCAAGAAACCCCAAAUGGUCAUCCCUGAAAUCCCGCCUUUCAAAGGCAAGCCAGGACGAGGUGAACCCGUGCAGAGGUCCCAACAAUCUACAUCUUCCAGACCUGUCAGCCAACACCCUCUUCCACACUCUUCAUCUAUGCUCUCUGGUCAGUUAGCAGUGGGUCCAGCCUCGAUUGCCAACCAACAGCCACUGCCGCCACUUACAACAAAGACAAACGUGUCCCAGACAACAACAUCCAGCGCGAGUGGCACACAUGCACAAAGCCUCAUGCCAGACCCGAAUCAAGAGCUCACCGCGCUCAAUUCGGUGCUUAUCCCGGCUCUUGAGGCAGCAAUGCAUCGUCGGACGUAUAUGUUGAAAGAACUUGCACGAACAAGUAAGUUGAGCUCAUCUGGGGCGACAGAAUUGCACCAGCAGAGAGUACAAACACACGAAAGGGUUCGCAAACUUGCUGCCAAAGUGGCGGGUGUUUUUCACGAGAUUCAGAAGUGCGAUGAGGAAUUCCCCGUUGGUAUGGGAGGCGGAGUUACAGAGUUCCUAGAAGGUUUCUUGGAGGAAAUCCUGGUCCGGGUCGAAGCAGCUGAUGAGCCAGAGUCCAGCCCUCCCAAAAAGGCAUGA